UCAAACAAUACAACAUGUUCUCCAAGGUAGCAAUUUUUGCUCUGCUCGUCGCAGUAGCCCACAGCAGUGCCGUCCACGGUGGUGACUACAACAGCUUCUCCUAUGGAGUUUCUGACCCUCACACUGGUGACGUGAAGAGCCAGCACGAAACCCGUGUUGGCAACAACGUGGUCGGCCAGUACUCUCUCUUGGAGUCCGACGGCACUCGCCGCACCGUUGACUACGCCGCCGACGCGCACUCCGGCUUCAACGCCGUCGUCCGCAAGGACCCGGCCUACAUCGCCCACGCCGCGCCUGCCGUCUAUGCCGCUCCCAUCGCCACCUCUUACGCCGCUCCCGCUGUGGUCUCUUCUCCCUUGGCGUACGCUGCCCGCGUCGCCCCCGUAGCCUACGGCUCCUAUGCCUCUCCCCUCGCCUACAACGCGUACGCUGCCGCUCCCUUGGCUCACGGAGGUAUCGCUCCUCUUGCCCACGGCUACGCCUACGGUGCCCACGGUCUCGGUUACGCCAGAUGGUGA
Molecule: messenger RNA, 518 nt
Organism: Nymphalis io (European peacock)
Lineage: Eukaryota; Metazoa; Arthropoda; Insecta; Lepidoptera; Nymphalidae
Product: larval/pupal rigid cuticle protein 66-like
Exons: 2
Coding region: 15-518 (167 amino acids)
Cellular component (GO): extracellular matrix
Source: RefSeq, a predicted model, not a curated record